Messenger RNA from Archocentrus centrarchus (flier cichlid), 1686 nucleotides. It is a transcript of the gene alpi.2, whose product is annotated as alkaline phosphatase, intestinal, tandem duplicate 2. Gene Ontology annotation, cellular component: plasma membrane. The coding region runs from base 8 to 1537 and encodes 509 amino acids. The transcript is spliced from 10 exons. Gene Ontology annotation, biological process: dephosphorylation. NCBI's taxonomy places the organism in Eukaryota, Metazoa, Chordata, Actinopteri, Cichliformes, Cichlidae. The record is from RefSeq and is a predicted model, not a curated record. Gene Ontology annotation, molecular function: alkaline phosphatase activity.
CAUCUGGAUGCUUCAGCCCAUCGUCAACUUUGUCUUGCUUUCAGAGGAUGAGCUCCAAGCUAGCUACUGGAACAAAAAAGGGAGGGAUGCUCUUCAUGCGGCCCUAAAUAGCCCACGUAAUGUACACCAAGCCAAGAAUGUUAUUCUCUUCCUGGGCGACGGUAUGGGCAUAUCAACAGUGACUGCUACCCGGAUCCUUAAAGGUCAGUUGGCAGGAAGAUCUGGGGAGGAGACCAGUCUAGUUAUGGAUUCCUUCCCCCACCUGGCAUUGUCCAAGACGUACAAUGUAGAUAGGCAGAUGCCAGACAGUGCUGGCACAGCAACAGCCUACCAGUGUGGUGUGAAAGCUAACUAUGGCACCUUGGGACUCACCGCUGCUGCCCCAAGGUACAACUGCCAGGCUUCCUUUGGACAGGAAGUCACAUCUGUUCUUCACCGCGCCAAGGAAGCAGGAAAAUCAGUUGGCAUUGUCACUACAACCAGAGUGCAACACGCCUCCCCCGGUGCAAGCUACGCUCAUACUGCCGACCGAGGCUGGUACUCUGACGCUGAUCUCACAAGUGAGGCUGUCCAGAACGGCUGCCGUGAUAUUGCUUACCAGCUGGUUUACAACACAGAGAUAAAUGUCAUUCUUGGUGGAGGUCGCACCUAUAUGUUUCCCAAAACAACUAAAGACCCCGAGUAUUCAAGCAGGACAGGAGAACGACAGGAUGGAAAAAAUCUUGUUGAAGAGUGGUUAAAGAACAAAGAGAAUGCUCAAUAUGUUUGGAACAAGAGCCAGCUUGAUUCUGUCAAUCCUUCAACUACAGACUUUCUGAUGGGUCUGUUUGAGCCCAAAGACUGCCGCUACGAGUUGGAGCGCGACCCCGCAAUGGACCCAUCCCUUACAGAGAUGGUAGAGAAAGCUAUUAAGAUCCUCAGCAAGAACCCCAAAGGAUUUUUCCUCUUUGUGGAAGGGGGGAGAAUUGACCAUGCUCACCACGGAGGGAUGGCCAAAAAGGCGCUCCAUGAAGCUGUAGAGUUUGACCGAGCAAUCGGGAGAGCUGCUGAGCUCACCAGUGAGCUGGACACUCUGUCUGUAGUCACUGCAGACCAUUCUCACGUUUUUGCUUUUGGAGGCUAUUCUCCCAGAGGAAACCCUGUUCUAGGGGUCUCUGAUAGCCUGGCUGAAGACAAAAAACACUUCACCACUGCUGUGUAUGGGAAUGGACCAGGAUACCAGAUUGCCAAUGGAACUCGUCCAGAUGUGAAUGCAUCAGUUUCAACGGAUGACAACUACCUCCAGCAGGCUGCUGUCCCUCUUGAUUCAGAGACCCACGGCAUAGAGGAUGUAGCCAUCUUUGCCAAAGGUCCCAUGGCACACCUUUUUGAUGGAGUCCAGGAACAGAGCUACAUUGCUCAUGUGAUGGCUUAUGCUUCAUGCAUAGAGCCCUACACUGACUGCAAAAUACCUGAACUCAGCCAUGCUGUAGCAAACCACUCCAGCCUGCUGCUUCUUCUGAUGAGCCUUCUUUUCAUUAUGUUCAACUCUGUCUGAGAUCCUGACCCUGGAAAUGUCAGUGCUAUCUGACAAUCUGGUUGAGGAAUAAAUUAUGUUUUACUGUACUGUAUGUAAUACAGUACAUAUUAUAUUGUUUAGACAACUUUGCUGUGAAAUUAUUGCAUAAAUCAAUGACUUAAUGUUGU